This is a messenger RNA of Lodderomyces elongisporus, 1107 nucleotides long. RefSeq lists its product as uncharacterized. Lineage: Eukaryota; Fungi; Ascomycota; Pichiomycetes; Serinales; Debaryomycetaceae. Bases 1 to 1107 code for a protein of 368 amino acids. Gene Ontology annotation, biological process: extraction of mislocalized protein from mitochondrial outer membrane. Gene Ontology annotation, cellular component: mitochondrial outer membrane. Gene Ontology annotation, molecular function: ATP binding; ATP hydrolysis activity. The record is from RefSeq and is a predicted model, not a curated record. The transcript has a single exon.
AUGUUUGGUAAGCUCAAAAUAGAUCUUGGCAAAUUCAAGAUCGAUAUCAAACUACUUGGAGAUUUGGUCAUCCUUGCAGGUGCAAGUUUAUCUGUCUAUUAUUUACUAAACGUCUUGAUAAACGACUACUUAGACAAUAGCAUAAAAAACAAGCAAGCUGACAAGAAAGGUGCCAGCAUAUUGAAAAAAAUCCAAUCCAAUAACCCUUCUUUAAAGAGUCUAUCUCUCAAUCAAUAUGAGAAGUCUUUGCUUAGCUCAUUGGUAACUCCAGAAGAAAUUUCGGUGACAUUUGAAGAUAUUGGUGGGCUUCAAGAUAUUAUAGAUGAAAUAAGGGAAGCAGUGAUAUUGCCAUUGACCGAUCCAGAAUUGUUUGCAGUACAUUCGGAUUUGAUAAGAUCUCCAAAAGGUGUUUUGUUUUAUGGUCCACCUGGUUGUGGAAAAACCAUGUUGGCAAAAGCCAUUGCUAAAGAGAGUGGAGCGUUUUUUCUUUCCAUAAGGAUGUCGACAAUCAUGGACAAAUGGUAUGGUGAGUCGAAUAAGAUCACUGAUGCUAUAUUUUCAUUAGCCAACAAAUUGCAACCAUGUAUUAUAUUCAUUGAUGAGAUUGACUCAUUCUUGAGGGAUAGAUCUUCGAGUGAUCAUGAAGUUAGUGCAAUGUUGAAAGCUGAAUUUAUGACGCUUUGGGAUGGUCUCAAGUCCAAUGGUCAAAUUAUGGUGCUUGGUGCUACUAAUAGAAAGAAUGAUAUCGACGAAGCCUUUUUAAGAAGAAUGCCCAAGACUUUUGCUAUUGGUAAGCCCAGUGCCGUGCAGCGAAAAGCUAUCUUGUCCAAAAUAUUGAAAGAUGCCAAUUUAGAUGAGAAGGAUUUCGAUAUCGAUUACUUGGUUAGCCAUACGAAUGGCUAUAGUGGAUCCGAUUUGCGGGAAUUGUGUCGAGAGGCAGCAAUAUUACCAGUUCGAGAAUACAUCAAAGAAAACUACGAUCUCAAGAAGGGCAAGCUCGGUCGUGAUGAAAAUGAUACCUUGCCUGUUCGUCCAUUGCGGACAUCGGAUUUCACCAAUGUGAAAAAUGGAUCACAAUCGGCUAUUCCAAGCUUAGCAUUGGACUAA